Molecule: messenger RNA, 1149 nt
Organism: Miscanthus lutarioriparius
Lineage: Eukaryota; Viridiplantae; Streptophyta; Magnoliopsida; Poales; Poaceae
Source: the annotation of a GenBank genome assembly
AUGAGGCAGCCCACCAGCGCGGGCGGCGACGCUGGGUUCGUGCGCGCGGACCAGAUCGACCUCAAGAGCCUGGACGAGCAGCUCGAGCGCCACCUCGGACGCCCGGCGGAGCGGGGAGUCGGCCCAGCCUCCGGGACGGGGAGCCGCCGCGGCGAGUCCGCGAGGCUGGGCCCGGAGGAGCUGACGCCACUGCGGCGGUGCCGUGAGGACUGGGAGAUCGACCCCGCCAAGCUCGUCAUCAAGGGCGUCAUCGCGAGCGGCACCUUUGGCACCGUGCACCGUGGCGUCUACGACGGCCAGGACGUCGCCGUAAAAUUGCUUGACUGGGGCGAGGAUGGUCAUAGAUCAGAACAAGAAAUUGCUGCACUAAGAGCAGCAUUUGCACAGGAGGUCGCUGUGUGGCAUAAGCUUGACCAUCCAAACGUUACUAAGUUUAUUGGGGCUAUAAUGGGUGCAAGAGAUUUAAAUAUACAAACGGAACAUGGACAUCUUGGCAUGCCAAGUAAUAUUUGCUGCGUUGUUGUUGAGUACCUUCCCGGAGGUGCACUGAAAAAUUUUCUGAUAAAGAACAGGAGAAGGAAGCUUGCCUUUAAAGUUGUGGUCCAAAUAGCUCUUGACCUUGCCAGGGGAUUAUGCUAUCUCCACUCAAAGAAGAUAGUGCAUCGUGAUGUCAAGACUGAAAAUAUGCUUCUGGACAAAACGAGAACUGUAAAAAUUGCUGAUUUUGGUGUUGCUCGAGUUGAGGCUUCAAAUCCUAGCGAUAUGACGGGUGAAACAGGGACACUUGGUUACAUGGCUCCUGAGGUUCUCAAUGGCCAUGCUUACAACAGGAAGUGUGACGUGUACAGCUUUGGGAUCUGCCUGUGGGAGAUAUACUGCUGUGACAUGCCGUACCCCGAUCUUAGCUUUUCUGAAGUCACCUCUGCCGUCGUUCGCCAGAACCUGAGGCCUGAGAUACCGCGCUGCUGCCCGAGCUCGCUAGCGAACGUGAUGAAGCGAUGCUGGGACGCGAACCCGGACAAGCGUCCCGAGAUGGCGGAGGUGGUGUCCAUGCUGGAGGCGAUCGACACGUCCAAGGGUGGCGGCAUGAUCCCCAAGGACCAGACGCAAGGCUGCCUCUCGUGCUUCCGCCGGUACCGAGGCCCCUAA